Messenger RNA from Daphnia pulex (common water flea), 1691 nucleotides. RefSeq lists its product as uncharacterized. Lineage: Eukaryota; Metazoa; Arthropoda; Branchiopoda; Diplostraca; Daphniidae. The transcript has 4 exons. The record is from RefSeq and is a predicted model, not a curated record. Bases 127 to 1542 code for a protein of 471 amino acids.
UAAGUGAUAGCAGACUACACUUGAAGACUAACCGAAAGAGAGAGAGUGAUUUUCGCCGCUAUUUCAAACAAGGCGUAAUCUUUGUUUGGAAUUUGAUUGAAGGUCUUACUUUUCAAUGUGCUUAAAAUGGAAGUUGCAAAGCCAAAUACCAGAACUCGGAAAGUGAUAAAUUAUGCAGCCAUGAAUGGCGAUAGAUCAUCAGAUGAUAGUGACAACGAUUUCGUUGUCAACACUAAGGUUUCAAAACCCUCUGCCACUGCAUCGAAACCUUCAAAACUGAGUAAAUUGAAGCUAGGUUCAAGAAAGGAAACUAAGUUGUCUAAUAAAUCGAAAUUCACAGAACUAAAACCCAUUUCAGAUCAAUCAACAAAGGCAAUUCAGCCUCCCAUAAUUGCUGGAUCAAAGAUUGUGGAAGAGAUUGAUUUUUCCAUAGCAGAACCUGAUUUGAUAAUUCACAGCAUUUCGUCACAAGAUACAGUUAUCGCAUCCACGUGUGAAUGUCUUUCUCCUCAUGAACUGAGUGACUCUUCAGACUCUGAAAUCUGUGGAACCACUUUUGAGCUAUCUGCUACAGUGAAAAACAUGUGCCAAAAACAUGAGUCAAAAAAGAAGAUAGUUAGUGAGGAUGAGGAUUUCAAACCCCUUAAAACAAAUGAAGAAAGAAUAACCAAACGAAGGAUCAUCAGUGAAAGUGAUACAGCAAAAAAUAAGAAGAUCAAAAUUGAAAGUAAAGAAGAUGAAAAGUUGAAUACCCGUGGUAGUGUUGAAUCCAUUACAAAACUUUCAGUAGAUGAUAGUGAAGAUACUUCACUUCCACUGCUACCUAGACUAUCCCCCUGCACAAAAAUGGUGGAAAGGUCAUUACCUGAACAACUUAUCCAAAAUUGCCAGAACUUAGUUCUAGUUGCUUCAAUCAAUGAAGACAGUGAAUUACCAGUUGCCCUAGAGAAUAACAUUCACACAUCUGUAAAAGAAAAAAUCAAAGUAUCAAAAGACGACCAUAAAUUAGAAAAAGCUGAAGAAUACCCAAGAAUUUCCGCGCUUCAACACAUUUCUGAAGAUUCAAAUAAAAUUCGACCAGUGUCAGCGGAAGCAGUAUCUCCUACCAAAACUGCCAAAAAGGCAACGAAAGUCCUGAAACAAAAACUGCAAUUAAAAAAGAAGCCUGAGACGAACUCGAAAAGAGAUGUGACAAAUCUUAAGCAAUGUAGAGAUGAAUCAUGUGAUUCAUCGAAACCCACAGGAAUAAUUCAUUCUACGAUAGUCGACAACGGCCUUCCUAAAAACGACGAACUCGGAGGUUUUGAAGCGGUACCUUCCAAGAACACCCAAAUUACACAAGAUCCUGUUCACAUCUUCAAGCCACCUAGUCCGCCAUUGAGGGUUGCAGUGAAAUGGAAACCACCAGGUAAAGCCGGCGGUGGUGCAAAUAUUUUUUCAAAUGGAAAUUCAAAUUCUCCUUCAACAGGAAUUCGAUUAGGUUUAUCACGUAAUCGUCGAGCAAGCAAGCCAUUACACCCAGAUGUCAAAGUGAAGAUCUAACUAACAAGCGUUCGAAAUAAUUCUUAUAAGAGUUUUUGUUUCUGGAUUUACGCCUACUGUAUACCUAAUUCGUGCUUCACAUUGAACCGUGUUGUCUUUGCCUUUUCGAAAUUUGUAUUUAAGUUUAAGGAAUGGAUGGAUUCCUUGUA